AUGUUAGCUACUCGCUCUAUCUUGAAGACUGUUGCUCAAAACCCUGCUGUCUUUAGAAACACGAUGGCCACUGCUCCUGCCCUUGGUGUUAGACACUUUAAUGCUUCUCGUCAAGCUAAAGAGCAAUGUGCUGCUGCUGAAUCUGAGAUGUUGCGUCAACAACGUAAAGUGCGUCCUGUGUCUCCUCAUUUGACUAUUUACCAACCUCAAAUCACUUGGUACUUGUCUGCUGCUCACCGUAUAACUGGUGCUGCCUUGGGUGGCGGUUUCUACUUGGGUGCUCUUGCCUAUCUUGCUGCUCCUGCAUUUGGUUAUACUGUCGAUACAGCUGCUAUUGUUUCUGCAGCUGCUUCUGCUCCUGUUGCUGCCAAGGUACUUGCUAAAACUACCGUGGCUGCUCCUUUUGUUUUCCACAGUCUUAACGGUGUUAGACACUUGAUUUGGGAUACUUGUAAACUGAUCGAAAUUAAGGGUGUCUAUGCUUCUGGUUAUGCUGUUCUUGGUGGUACUGUCAUUGGUUCUUUAUACUUGGCUUCCUUGUAA
Molecule: messenger RNA, 543 nt
Organism: Gilbertella persicaria
Lineage: Eukaryota; Fungi; Mucoromycota; Mucoromycetes; Mucorales; Choanephoraceae
Product: succinate dehydrogenase cytochrome b560 subunit
Exons: 5
Coding region: 1-543 (180 amino acids)
Biological process (GO): tricarboxylic acid cycle; mitochondrial electron transport, succinate to ubiquinone
Cellular component (GO): membrane
Molecular function (GO): electron transfer activity; succinate dehydrogenase activity
Source: RefSeq, a predicted model, not a curated record